AUGCGAGUCGACGCUCUUGCUGCUUUUGCGGUCUCCCUCUGUGUCGCUGUUCCGGCCGGUGCGAUCAACAUCAUUUCAUCCAACGAUGAUGGUUGGGCCGAGGUCAAUAUUCGAGCUUUAUUCGAUACCCUUACAGACGGUGGCCAUUCGGUGGUUGUAGCUGCCCCAGCAGAAAAUGAGAGCGGGACUGGCUCUUCCCAAAAGACGCCGACCGUGCUGACCGAGGCGUGUGAAUUCAAUAGCUGCCCCUCUGGUAGCCCGGCUAUAGGAUAUAAUGCUUCACAGCCUCGUCUGAAUUAUGUCAACUCGUACCCGGCAACGGCGAUGAAGUACGGCAUCAACUCGAUCGGCCCGAAGUUUUUCGAUGGCUCCCCGGAUCUUGCGGUCACUGGUCCUAAUGUUGGCAAUAAUAUUGGAUUGGAAGUUUUGCUGUCCGGUACUGUAGGAGCAGCGACAUAUGCCGCUCAUAAUGCGGGAAUUCCGGCUAUUGCGUUUUCUGGUGCCACUGGAUCCCAAACUGCAUGGAAUGCUUCAGCGACAUUCCCGCACUAUAGCCAAGUCUAUGCAGACCUAUCACUGAACUUGACCAAUCACCUAGUGGCAUCCGGCACCCCGUACCUACCAGAUGAUGUUUGGAUUAAUGUGAAUUUCCCAUCGGUGUCUUCAGAGUGCAAUGCAACGCAAGACUUUUCGUUCGUGCUGUCUCGAAUCCAUAUCGCUCUCCCUUUGAUAACCCCUGAUGAUGUCACUACUUGUGGUAGUUCUCGUCUUCCAAGCGAACUCGAGAUAGCUCUGGAAUCAGGAUGCUAUGCAAGCGUGUCGGUUGGGAUGGCUGGCACGAAAGGGGAUGCCAAUGCUACUAUCCAGGGGGUCGUUUUGGAGAAGCUCAGUGAUUUACUUACAUGCCUACCAUGA
Messenger RNA from Penicillium macrosclerotiorum, 915 nucleotides. RefSeq names its product 5'/3'-nucleotidase SurE. Gene Ontology annotation, molecular function: nucleotidase activity. The transcript has 4 exons. The record is from RefSeq and is a predicted model, not a curated record. NCBI's taxonomy places the organism in Eukaryota, Fungi, Ascomycota, Eurotiomycetes, Eurotiales, Aspergillaceae. Bases 1 to 915 code for a protein of 304 amino acids.